AUGGCUCUGACUUCUCCAAAAUCUGUAGCGGGGGAUUUGACACAAAGAGAAGAACUCAUGCUCCAUGAUGGAAACUGUUUCCAUUUCCUCUCUGCAAACAUCAUCACAAUAGUGGAAAGAUGUAUGAGUUCCAUGCAAGCUGGUACCCAAAUGAUCAAACUCCGUGGCAGUUCCAAAGGGUUGGUCCGCUUCUAUUACUUGGAUGAGCACAAGUCAUGUAUUCGCUGGAGACCCUCUCGAAAGAAUGAGAAAGCCAAAAUUUCUAUUGACUGUAUUCAAGAGGUUUGUGAAGGGAAGCAAUCGGAGAUCUUUCAGCGCUAUGCCGAUGGCAGUUUUGAUCCCAACUGCUGCUUCAGCAUCUACUAUGGAGACCAUAUGGAAUCUCUUGACCUGGUAUCUUCUAAUGGAGAGGAAGCACGCACCUGGAUCACAGGGCUAAAAUAUCUGAUGGCAGGGAUCAGUGAUGAAGACAGCCUCUCAAAACGCCAAAGGACCAGAGACCAGUGGUUGAAGCAGACAUUUGAUGAGGCAGAUAAAAAUGGUGAUGGCAGUCUGAGUAUUAAUGAAGUGCUCCAGCUAAUGCACAAACUGAAUGUGAACCUACCCCGACAAAAAGUCAAGCAAAUGUUUAAGGAGGCUGAUACGGAUGAUAACCAGGGCACGCUGGGCUUUGAUGAGUUCUGCGCUUUCUAUAAGAUGAUGUCAACACGACGUGAUUUGUACCUGCUAAUGCUCACCUACAGCAACCACAAGGACUACCUAGAUACAGAUGACCUGAGACACUUUCUGGAGAUUGAACAGAAGAUGACGAAUGUGACUAAAGAACACUGCCUGGAAAUCAUCAGCAAGUUUGAACCAUGCCUGGAGAACAAGGAGGAGGGAGCUCUGGGGAUUGAUGGUUUCACCAAUUACAUGCGGAGUCCAUCAGGGGACAUAUUCAACCCAGAACACUACCAAGUGAAUCAGGACAUGAGUUAUCCUUUGAGUCACUAUUUCAUUACCUCUUCACAUAAUACCUACCUCAUGGGAGAUCAGCUGAUGUCCCAGUCUAGGGUGGACAUGUAUGCAUGGGUUCUACAAUCUGGCUGUCGUUGUGUAGAAGUUGACUGCUGGGAUGGGCCGGACGGUGAACCAAUUGUCCACCAUGGAUACACUUUGACUUCCAAAAUUCUCUUCAAAGAUGUGAUUGAAACUAUCAACAAAUAUGCCUUUAUCAAGAAUGAGUACCCUGUUAUCUUGUCACUUGAGAACCAUUGCAGUGUCAUUCAGCAGAAGAAGAUGGCUCAGUAUCUUACAGAAAUUCUGGGAGACAAACUGGAUCUGUCUUCUGUGCACAAUGAUGAUUCUACCAAGCUCCCUUCACCAGCAAGUCUCAAAGGAAAGAUACUGGUUAAGGGGAAGAAACUUCCAGCCAACAUCAGCGAUGAUGCAGAGGAAGGUGAAGUUUCUGAUGAGGACAGUGCUGAUGAGAUUGACGAUGACUGUAAACUAAUGAAUGGAGAUGCAUCUACUAAUAGGAAAAGAGUGGAGAAUAUAGCAAAGAAAAAACUUGACUCACUGAUAAAAGAAUCCAAAAUCCGUGACUGUGAAGAUCCAAACAAUUUUACAGUUACCACUCUACCAUCAUCAGGAAAGGCUGGUCUAAAAUUGGACAGUAAGAAGAAUAAACUUGAGGAUGAUGUGGAAUCUGUGGAAGACUUCAGUACCAGUAAAAGGCACAGCCGGUCAUUGAUGGGCAGUUUUUCUAAACGCAAGAAAAAAGGAAGCAAAUUGAAAAAGGCAACAAGUCUGGAAGAAGGUGAAGAUGAUUUGGAUUCUCAAGGAAAUUUAGCCAGGAGCUCCGUACAUUACAGCAGGGUAAACCGACAGAAGAAAACAAUGAAGCUGUCCAGGGCACUCUCUGACCUGGUGAAAUACACAAAGUCUGUUGGCAUCCAUGAUGUUGAAACUGAAAUCUCUUCCAGCUGGCAGGUUUCAUCUUUCAGUGAAACAAAAGCCCACCAGAUACUGCAGCAAAAGCCAGCACAGUAUCUACGUUUCAACCAGCAUCAGUUGUCCCGCAUCUACCCAUCUUCUUAUCGUGUGGACUCUAGUAACUACAAUCCCCAGCCAUUCUGGAAUGCUGGCUGCCAACUUGUUGCACUAAACUACCAGUCAGAGGGGAGGAUGCUGCAACUGAACCGGGCCAAAUUUAGUGCCAAUGGGAAUUGUGGCUAUGUCCUCAAACCAAACUGCAUGUGUCAAGGUGUCUUUAAUCCAAAUUCUGAAGACCCACUGCCUGGUCAAUUGAAGAAACAGCUGGUUCUAAGAAUUAUCAGUGGUCAACAACUCCCAAAACCACGUGAUUCCAUGUUGGGAGACAGAGGAGAGAUCAUAGAUCCAUUUGUUGAAGUAGAAGUUAUAGGCUUGCCUGUUGAUUGCGUCAAAGAACAAACUAGAGUAGUUGAUGAUAAUGGUUUUAACCCAAUGUGGGAGGAAACGUUGGUGUUCACAGUACACAUGCCAGAGAUUGCACUGAUUCGGUUCCUUGUGUGGGAUCACGAUCCAAUUGGGCGUGAUUUUAUUGGACAGAGAACAAUAGCUUUCAGCAGUAUGAUGCCAGGUUACCGACACGUGUACCUGGAAGGUAUAGAAGAGGCAUCCAUCUUUGUUCAUGUGGCUAUUAAUGACAUCUGUGGUAAGGCCAAACAAGCUCUAGGUCUAAAAGGCCUGUUUCUCAGAAAUCCAAAGCAGGCCUCUCUGGACAGUCAUGCUGCUGGUCAGCUCCAUCGCAAACAUUCCUUUAGCAGCCACAUCUUGAGACGGACAGCCAGUGCACCCACCAAAAGCCAGAAGAAGAGCAAGAAGGGCUUUCCCGAAAUUGCUUUUGACACAAAAGACAACAGCUCUGAAGGGGCCAGUGAAGACCGUGAAGUGGAAGCUGCCUCACAGCCUCGCUUUGAGCAAGAGCCAGAAGGUGCUUCUCUGUCACCAGCUCCCAGAGAUGGUGCCAGUGGAGAGGUACAUGGCAAGGGGUUGAAAGAUGUCUGCCAUUUCGCAAUACAGAGGUCAGUCACUUCUUUAUGCAGCCUAGAAACUAUCACUGAAGAGCCUGUUAUUGCCAAUGAAAACCAUCAUGCCAGCCUUUUCUUCCCUCUACCCAGUACUCCUUACAGCGAUUCUGAAGAAGGGUCUGUGUCUGAUCAUUCCACUGAAUCUCGAUCGGAAGUAAGCAGCACAUCCAACCAGCCUCAAGAAUCUCUACUCACUAGAGAACAAAGAACAAGUCUGGCUGCAGGAGACCAAGUGCACAUAGUCACAAGAGCAGCUGACACAAGUUUAGUAGUCCAAGAAGAUGAGAGGACAAGCAUGACAGGAUGUCUCAAAGAAGAAAAUGGUUGGACGCAGGCAUGCAGUCAAGCUGAAGAUCAGUAUGGAUUGGCAGUGCAUCCUCAAGAAGCCCAGCUGGUAGUGGCAGCAGGUAAGACUGCUGGCCAACCUGUUGAAAACUGCCAGAAGCAAAAUGACCGACCAGGUCAGGUAUUAAUAGACGUGAAAAGCACCAAUGAAUCCAAAGGCCAAAAACUUGAUGCAGCAGCUGUUCUACUGCAGCAGAACAAUGUGAUUAACAGCACACAGACAACUUUGUCUCCAGACACUUUCCAAAUAGCCCAGGCUGCACAGGCUCUACCUGUUUCUGUUUCUCAGAUGAGCUCUUACGUGUUAGUAAGAAGGCCAAAGAGUGAAGGACUGAAGAUGUCAGACUCCUCAGCCUUAAUAAAAAUUCCAAGUAGCCUGUCUCCAGCAGCAGAAGUAUACUUUGAUGCCACUGUUAACGACCGGAUCUGGAGCAAGCUAGAUUGCAGCAAUCAUCGUGACAGCAUGUCUUCCUCUUCCAGCAUGUCCUCCAAUGACACUGUGAUCGAUCUCUCUCUGCCCAAUCUAGUUCGCAAAAGCCUCCCAGAUCUUGGCAUCCGUCAUGAAAAUUUUGAGCACCUUGCCAUACGAAAGGGUAUGCGCCCACGAUCUGCUACAACAUCCAGUAACGAGAUGCCAAUGGUGAGCAAGAGCAAAUCCAAUCCUAACCUGAGGUCUGGCCAGCUGCCAGCAGAUGAAUUGUGCCCCCGUCCUCUUGCCAGGAGCCCUCAAGAUGCAUUCUCAUCCAUUCCUAGAAGGCAUACUUGGAGCAGGCUGUACAUCGAAAGUCUCAGACAGUCUUCGAACAAAUCCAAAGCACAGGAUAUAGUUGGGAAUAACCAGGCAAAAUCCAAGAGUCUUGGAGACCUUACCUCUGAUGAUAUUGUGUGCACUUUUGAAAGCAAAUACCGUAGCAUCAGCAGGAGUUUUGUCACUCGAUCAAUGCGGGAGCAGCGCCGCUCUGCAGGCCUGAGAUCUUCAGUCAAAUCCCAGGAUGAAUUGACUGAGCAGCUAAAGAAGCUGACAGCCUUUCAGCAGGAAAAUGAUAUCACUUCCCCUAUCAGUCUUGAUCCAACUGAAUCUGAAGAGGAAGGGGAGAGCUUGGGACUCCUUCGCAGGUCUUCAUCUCGCAGUCAGAGUAGGGUGCGGUACAUUGCCAACAGGGCUAAGCAAGCUCAGGAGAGGCAGCGGCUGCAGAGCCUAGGCCAGCUCGGUGGGAGUCCCAUUGAAGAGAGAGGAAAUCCGGAGGGAGCCUGCAGCGUUGCAAAAGCAGUUUGUAUGGAUAUAGCUUCUCCUGCCGUGUUUACAUCCCAGCCUAAGAACCAAACUGAUUUUAACACUGACACAGAAGUCUUCUUUAUGCUGAAACUGUAA
Molecule: messenger RNA, 4770 nt
Organism: Gavia stellata (red-throated loon)
Lineage: Eukaryota; Metazoa; Chordata; Aves; Gaviiformes; Gaviidae
Gene: PLCH2
Product: phospholipase C eta 2
Exons: 22
Coding region: 1-4770 (1589 amino acids)
Biological process (GO): lipid metabolic process; phosphatidylinositol-mediated signaling
Molecular function (GO): phosphatidylinositol-4,5-bisphosphate phospholipase C activity; calcium ion binding
Source: RefSeq, a predicted model, not a curated record